Molecule: messenger RNA, 1143 nt
Organism: Pseudocercospora fijiensis CIRAD86
Lineage: Eukaryota; Fungi; Ascomycota; Dothideomycetes; Mycosphaerellales; Mycosphaerellaceae
Exons: 2
Coding region: 12-1118 (368 amino acids)
Biological process (GO): D-sorbitol catabolic process
Molecular function (GO): L-iditol 2-dehydrogenase (NAD+) activity; zinc ion binding
Source: RefSeq, a predicted model, not a curated record
AUCCCCAAGCCAUGACCACCACAAUCACAGAAAACGAGAAAAAUCCCUCAUUUGUGCUACGAGCAGUAAAAGACGUAUUAUUCGAAAAUCGACCGAUUCCGAAACUAAGAGAUCCCUUCGAUGUGCGCGUCCAUAUCCAUCAAACAGGAAUUUGCGGUUCUGAUGUUCACUAUUGGCAAAGAGGACGAAUAGGAGAUUUCGUGCUCACAAGUCCAAUCAUUCUCGGUCAUGAGUCGUCCGGUACGGUAGUCGAGAUCGGAAGCGCGGUCAAGAAUGUCAAAGUGGGAGAUCGAGUGGCGAUAGAACCUGGGGUGCCAUGUAGGCACUGCAAUUACUGUCGAGAGGGCGCAUACAAUUUGUGUCCGGAUACCGUAUUUGCUGCGACACCGCCUUGGGAUGGGACGCUUGCCAAGUACUACCUCGUCGCUUCGGACUACGUCUAUCCCAUUCCGGAGCAUAUGAGUAUGGAGGAAGGGGCGCUCGUCGAGCCGACGGCUGUGGGAGUACAGAUUUGUAAAGUGGGCGAUGUGCGAGCGGGACAAACAGUGCUCGUCAUGGGAUGUGGGCCGAUUGGAGUCAUGUGUCAGGCAGUAGCAAAAGCUUGGGGCGCGAAGAAAGUCAUUGGGAUCGAUGUCGUUCAGAGCCGGCUGGAUUUCGCGAAAAGCUUUGGCGCUGAUGGUGUUUACCUGCCGCCCAGACCGGAUGCAGGUGCAGAUCCAGUGGAGCAUCAAGAAAAAGUUGCGGCAUUGAUCAAGAAAGAAUUCGAUCUGGGAGAAGGGCCAGAUGUUGUACUAGAGUGUACCGGAGCCGAGCCAUGCAUCCAAACAGGCGUGUUCGUGUGUAAAAAGGGAGGCACCUACGUUCAAGCAGGUAUGGGUAAGGAGAACGUUGUGUUUCCAAUCACCACGGCUUGCAUAAGAGCUUUAAACAUCAAAGGGUCCAUUCGGUACACAACAGGGUGCUACCCGCAAGCCGUCGAUCUGGUGGCUUCUGGUAAGGUGGACGCAAAGCGACUGAUCACGAAUCGCUUCAAGUUUGAGGAGGCCGAGGAUGCAUUCGAGUUGGUCAAAGCAGCCAAGCCAGAUGUCUUCAAGGUGAUGAUAGCUGGUGUUGAGUAAUUGAGUGUCGAACUCAUCAACUGUC